UCUAAAUUUCCAGGAGUACAUCCUAAUAGAAACAACAAAUAGUUGAAUAUAAAUAUGAUGCAUCAAUACUUGACAAUUAAGCAUUUGAAAUGGAAUCCUGUUGUGUUUCAAAAUGAUCUAUUUCGUAACAGACAAUGAGUAUACUCACUGGUAGCGUACAGUACUCAUUAACAUACACUUCAGUAUGUAACGGUCCCAAUGAGCCUACUCAUUGUCUGUUUCCUAAAUAAAUCAACCUUACUCACCACUCGUAUCUUGAUAAUUUUCA
Chironomus riparius is the source of this 268-nucleotide messenger RNA. Lineage: Eukaryota; Metazoa; Arthropoda; Insecta; Diptera; Chironomidae. The record is from the annotation of a GenBank genome assembly.